AUGCCGUACGGGUUAAAGAAUGCUCCAGCUAUCUUUCAAUCCUUCGUUGACGAGAUUCUCAGAGACCUGCACGGACAGGGUGUUGUGGUGUAUAUUGACGAUAUUUUGAUCUACUCCGCUACACGCACCGCGCAUGUGUCUCUGGUGCGCAAGGUUCUUGGGCGACUGCUGGAGCAUGACCUAUUUCGUUUUACGAUCUCGUAUCGACCAGGUUCCCUCAACACUAAGGCCGACGCGCUGUCCUGCCUCUAUGACACUGAGGACCGGUCCAUCGAUCCUACUCCCAUCAUUCCGGCGGCUAAGCUGGUGGCACCAGUAGUAUGGGAGGUGGACGCGGACAUCGAGCGGGCGCUAAGGGAGGAACCUGCGCACAGUGUCCGGAGGGUCGUAGAUACGUGCCGCUCGCUGUUCGGAAACACGACGAUCCUGGUCGUUGUGGACCGGUUCUCUAAGUCCUGCCGUCUUGUCCCGUUGCCUGGUCUCCCUACGGCCCUGCAGACUGCGGAGGCUCUUUUCACCCAUGUCUUCCGGGACUAUGGGGUGCCCGAGGAUAUUGUUUCUGAUCGGGGUCCCCAGUUUACCUCCCGAGUGUGGAGGGCAUUUAUGGAACGUCUGGGGGUCUCGGUCAGCCUGACCUCAGGGUAUCACCCAGAGAGUAAUGGGCAAGUGGAGAGAGUGAACCAGGAGAGCCAGACUGAGGCUCCUGCGGUGGAGGAGUGGGUGCAGCGCUCUAAGGAGACCUGGAGGGCCGUCCAGGAGUCAUUACGUCAGGCGAGUGGACGGCAGAAGAAGAGCGCUGACCGGCACCGCAGUGAGGCCCCCGUGCCGGUGGUAGCUGGUCCCAUGCAGGAAGAAGCAAUCAAUCAAUCAGAUUCUAAACUCUCCACCAUGGCCAAGACCAAAGAGCUCUCCAAAGAUGUCAGGGACAGGAUUGUAGACUUACAAAAGGCUGGAAUGGGCUACAAGACCAUCGCCAAGCAGCUUGGUGAGAAGAGGAUCUAUCGUAGUGGGGACUUCCAGACUUCAGCGCAGAGGAUGGGUACAUCCUUGCUGUUCCAGUUGUCUGUUCAUGAGCGUGAGCAGGACUUGGUGUUAUUGGAUCACAGCUAUGCCAAGCCAUGGAAUGCCCACCCGGACGCCAGCAGUGCCCGGCCCACGCGCAUGCUGUUCGUCACACCCCGUCGCCAACCUGAUGCCACUCCGGAAUCAGAUCUGUCAAUAGAUGUGGAAUCUGUCACGCCUACACCUAUCCGACUCUAUGACAACCAGAAAGCACGCAGUGUUAUGAAGGAGUGUGAGCGACAUGUUUUAUUUGCUCGCACAGUUGCCGAUGGUCCCCCACCCCCUGAUGACUGGGACGAACGCAUCAACAAGGCUGGAUGGUCGGUCACUCAAAACAAAUUAUUUAAUAAGCUGCUGAAAGCUCUGCAAGCUGAACGACUGGCCCGGCUUGCCAAUGAAAAUGCCUCCAAUGAGCCAGUAUUGCGCAGGAUUGCUGUGGACAAAUGUGCCCGGAAGGUGCGCCAUGCACUGGCCAGUGUCAACUGGGACACCAAACUGACCCAGUGGCUACACAGCACCCUGAUAGAGUCUCUCAGUCUAGCCAUGCUGGCUGCUUACCUGGACGUACUGCAGACACUCAAGAGCAAGUUGCCCUUGCUGAUUGACAGAAUGCUGCUGACGUCUUCAGUAAAGACUGGAGCGGCUGGUGCAGAAGCCCUCUCUCUGCUCCUGAAGAGGCCGUGGGAUCCAGCCGUGGGCGUUCUGUCUCACAACAAACCGAGCAAGCUUCCUGGCUCCCCACUCAUCUUAAUUGUACCAUCAGGUCCCACCAAUCCUGCUCUUUCUACCCCGCGCCGAUUUAGAUUUUGGCAGUCACAACUCUCCUGCUUGGGAAAGGUCAUCCCAGUAAGUACCCAUGUAAACAGUGGAGCCAAUGUGGGUAUCGCUCAGUGUCUGGAGCACAUGUUGGCCACAGUCAGGGCCAAAGUCAUUGAGGUCCACAGUCACUUCCCUCACAAACCCAUUAUCUUGGUUGGCUGGAAUGUGGGAGCUCUCAUCGCCUGUCACGUCUCUCUCAUGGAGUACCUGACCGCUGUGGUGUGUCUUGGCUUUCCUCUGCUAACAAUCAAUGGGGCAAGAGGGGAUGUGGACGACCCCUUACUGGACAUGAAGACCCCAGUGCUGUUUGUGGUUGGUCAGAACGCUUUGCAGUGUGGCACAGAAGCCAUGGAGGAGUUCCGAGAGAAACUUAGAGUCGACAACAGCAUGGUGGUGGUGGGGGGAGCUGAAGACAACCUCAGGAUCAACUCAACAAAGAUCAAAUCAGAGGGAUUGACACAGACCAUGGUGGAUCGCUGCAUUCAGGAUGAGAUAGCAGACUUCCUGUCGGGAGUGCUGGAGCGGGCGGAGAGCCACGGCCACAGCUCCGGAGAGCUGAGGAACCUGGACACAGAGAAGAAGAAGCAGCCCUGGCGGGAGUUACCCUUUGACCUAGAGAGGGCCCGCCCCUCUUCCCCUGCCCUCAGAGUACCUAUCUCCCCCUCAGGCUCCGAGGACAUGUCCAGUGUUUGCAGCAGUCCCACCUCCAGCCCCAAGCCAAAGACCUCGGGACUGUCCCCGGCACAGAAGUCCAGCCUGAUCACCGCCACACAACUCCUCAAGACCCAUAUGCAGCGGUCUGGGACGGUGCUCACACACAAGCAGGCACAAGCCCAGUUUGCUGCUUUUAUGAAACAAAACAUGCUUGUGAGGAAAAAUCUGCCCCCUGGCGCUCCCUCCUGUGUCUUUGUGCCUGUAUCCAGUGAGCAGACUGAGAGCCUGGAGAGAGAUGAACUGAUGGCCCAUCUGAAGAGAAGGCAGACACCCAGCCCCACUCCCACCAAGGCCUCAAAGAAAGCCAAGAUCAAGGUGACCAUCCUGCAUGGAGAGUCAGCAGGGGUUGCUGUCAGCUCUGCAGCACAGGAAGUGGGACCCUCUGGGAAGCCCCUGAAUGUGACUGUGGGACAGACUGUAUCUGGAGCCAAGGAAGUCUCCAGACUACUCACAGCCCAGCGGUCUGGUAGUCUGACAGGGGUGUCUAGUUCCCAGAGCUCGGGUUCCAGCUCUUUCCACAAUCUGCAGAGUUGCAUGGUGUCAGGGUCCUCCUCACAAGUCCAGGCGCAAGCUCCUGCUACUGCCCAAGCACCUUCCGCCAGCAGCCUCCUCCACGGCCUAAGUUUCAGUCUACAGGAGAUGGUGACCAAAUCCCCUAGCCUGCCCAGCACAACAGCUAGCAUGGGCAGCAUUCAGGCCCUCGGUGGGAAGCCCCAGGGUCAGGUUCUUAACUCCAUAGAUACUGGCAGCAGCACUCUGCUCCGGGCAGUGCCUGUGGUCUCCACUGGAGGGCUGACCAAGACAACUGCCAUCCACCAGCUACUCAACAACAGUGGGCUGGCCAAGCCGGCGAGUGGCCUCCUCGGCCUGUCACACAUCUCCACCCAGAGUGCCGGUACGUCUCGAACUGCCAAACCAAGGCGGCCACGCUGAAUGCCCAGGGUUAACUCCUUAACCCCUUGUUUCGGGAAAGCUAGAAUAGCAGGACGGGCCCUAUCGCCAGUUCACUUUGGCCACACUACAGAUGGGUGACACAGAUAGUGGACAGCAUGAUCAGUAAUGUGUAUGCAGAUAGUCAUCUAUGAAGAUCCUAGGUGUUGUCAGUAUUUGAAAAGCCAGACUUGCAAGUCAAGUAUAUAGAUUUGUAUCGUACGGGAUGUGUUUUUGUACUAAUUUUCAUGUUUGAAAGAGCCAUAAGGAAAACAUCAAUGAAUACCAUGAUCUGGGGGAUGUGACAUUGGAAUUAGAAGUUUGAUGAAGUCAAGUUUAAUAGUUAUUGUUUCUGAAUCAAUGGAAGUCUGCGGAUAUGUCAAAUGUAAAUGUUCAAAAUGCUGACAUGAGAAUCCGUCAAUGGCAUGUUCAUAUUUGCAUGAUGUUGCUUUGAAUACAUGGAACUCUUGAUACAAAAUUGAUGUCACAAGAAUUGUAAAUCAGGAGGACCAAAAAUGAGUGCAUUUUAAUAUUGACUAAAUGUCACAUGACUACAGAAUAUGUCAAUGGCCCUGUUCAGAAUGAAUUUCUUCACCACAUACGUCCACUCGGUAAAGAUGGUCUUCAUGUUACAUUAUUAAUUAAAUCACCUGCAAGCAGCAGCCAUACUUCCAGAUGCGCACAAGGACCCACAGACUCACUUUGGAGGGAGUAGAAGAGUUGAAGACAGUAAUAUUCAGAGUAGAAGAGUUGAAGAUAGUAAUAUUCACAUCCGGCAUAUGUUUCUGUUUCUAUCAUUGCAAUAAAGAGUGUAAAAUAA
This is a messenger RNA of Oncorhynchus nerka (sockeye salmon), 4345 nucleotides long. Its product is annotated as KAT8 regulatory NSL complex subunit 3-like. Lineage: Eukaryota; Metazoa; Chordata; Actinopteri; Salmoniformes; Salmonidae. Gene Ontology annotation, biological process: DNA integration; positive regulation of transcription by RNA polymerase II. The record is from RefSeq and is a predicted model, not a curated record. Gene Ontology annotation, molecular function: nucleic acid binding. The coding region runs from base 1 to 3528 and encodes 1175 amino acids. The transcript is spliced from 25 exons. Gene Ontology annotation, cellular component: NSL complex.